Molecule: messenger RNA, 3551 nt
Organism: Cheilinus undulatus (humphead wrasse)
Lineage: Eukaryota; Metazoa; Chordata; Actinopteri; Labriformes; Labridae
Gene: cop1
Product: COP1 E3 ubiquitin ligase
Exons: 20
Coding region: 330-2459 (709 amino acids)
Biological process (GO): proteasome-mediated ubiquitin-dependent protein catabolic process
Molecular function (GO): protein binding; ubiquitin protein ligase activity
Source: RefSeq, a predicted model, not a curated record
CUCAAGAGGUUCCUCUCCGUAGCUAACACUUAGCUAGCCGGCUAAUCUCCUGGAUAACGCAGUUAUUGAUGUUUAAGCGUUCGCGUCUGCGCGUCGUUUAAGUUGCAUUGCGUUUUAGGAGCUUCGUCAGUGACAGAAGAGAAGAAGAAAGCAGAGGACGAGUUCAGAUACGCUGGAUGUUUCACCACUAAUGCUUUCUCCUGGGAAGCUAACACAUCAGCGAGCCAGUUAGCUAGCAGACCUCCUGAAGUAGCCAAAUAGCAGCACUGUCCGGAUGCUUUGAACGGCAACGCCGCGGAUUUUGGGGAGUUUCUCGUCGGCCUUGGAUCAUGUCAGGUAACCGGCCGCAGCAGAACGCCGGUGGGGCGAGUUCGGUGCCCAGCACUAGUAGCACCAGCACGGGAGGCACCGGGAGCUCCACCGGUGGGGGCAGCGCCGUCUCCAGUAACGGUAACAAUGCUGGAAAUGUUGUGCCCUCAAGGACCCUGGCAGUAGCCGGAGAGGGCGGCUUAUCGGUGCCAACUUUGGCCGCCGUGCCGUCGUCCCGGGGCGGGUUUGCCUCUCUUAGCCGACCGUCAGGGUCGUCAGGCAGCAAGAAGAAGUCUCUGCACCAAGCUCCUCUUUGUAACGGCCUCUUGAACUCUUACGAGGAUAAAAGCAACGACUUUGUCUGUCCAAUAUGCUUUGAAAUGAUUGAAGAAGCUCACAUGACGAAGUGUGGACACAGCUUUUGUUUCAAGUGUAUCCGGCAGAGUUUGGAGGACAGCAACAGAUGUCCAAAGUGUAACUAUAUCAUUGAUAACGUGGAUCAGCUCUACCCAAACUUUCUUGUAAAUGAAUUGAUCCUUAAACAAAAACAACGAUCAGAGGAGAAGAGACUAAAAUUAGACCACCCUAAUGGGUCCCGGUGGCAGGUGUUUCAGGAUGUGUUGAGUCCGGACCAGGAAAACUUGGACCUGGCAAAUGUCAAUCUGAUGCUUGAGCUCCUGGUUCAGAAGAAGAAGCAGCUGGAGGCGGAAUCCCAAGCAGCUCAGAGACAGAUCCUCAUGGAGUUCCUAAAAGAAGCCAGAAGAAACAAGAGAGAGCAACUGGAGCAGCUACAGAAAGAGCUCAACUUUCUUGAAGAUGACAUCAAGCGUGUCGAGGAAAUGAGCGGGCUGUACUCUCCGAUGAUGGAGGCAGAGUGCACGGUGCCGAAUGUUGAGGCUCCCUCACCAGCGCCCAGCUGCAGUAGUAUUAUUGAGCCAUCAGACUACAGCCAACCUCCAGGUUUUGGUGGAACAACCCAGGGGAAAAGACAGACGUGGUACAACAGCACGCUGGCAUCAAGGAGGAAGAGGCUGACGGCUCAUUUUGAAGAUCUGGAGCAGUGCUACUUCUCCAAUAAAAUGUCACGCAUCACAGAUGAAGGCAGAAACUUGAACCAGUUGGAUGAUUUUAUGGAGUGUCUGGCAAAGUUUACUCGCUACAACUCCGUGAGGCCGCUCGCCACCCUCUCGUAUGCCAGUGACCUCUACAACGGUUCCAGUAUUGUUUCAAGUAUCGAGUUUGACCGUGACUGUGACUACUUUGCCAUCGCUGGUGUGACAAAGAAGAUUAAAGUGUUUGAGUAUGGCACAGUGAUCCAGGACGCCGUGGACAUCCACUAUCCCGUUAAUGAGAUGACCUGCAACUCCAAAAUCAGCUGUAUCAGCUGGAGCAGUUAUCACAAGAACCUCCUGGCCAGCAGUGACUACGAGGGUACAGUCAUCCUGUGGGACGGAUUCACUGGCCAGAGGUCUAAGGUCUACCAGGAGCAUGAAAAACGAUGUUGGAGCGUGGACUUCAAUCUGAUGGACCCGAAGCUGUUGGCCUCAGGUUCUGAUGAUGCAAAAGUGAAGUUAUGGUCGACCAAUCUUGAUAACUCAGUGGCCAGCAUUGAAGCAAAGGCCAAUGUCUGCUGUGUUAAAUUCAGUCCAACCUCCAGGUAUCACCUGGCAUUUGGCUGUGCAGACCACUGUGUCCACUACUAUGAUCUACGCAACACUAAGCAGCCGAUCAUGGUGUUUAAAGGCCACAGGAAGGCAGUGUCCUACGCCAAGUUUGUAAACGGAGAGGAAAUAGUCUCUGCGUCAACAGACAGUCAGCUGAAGUUGUGGAACGUCAACAAACCUCACUGCCUGCGCUCCUUCAAGGGUCACAUUAAUGAGAAGAACUUUGUAGGCCUGGCCUCCAAUGGAGACUAUGUUGCCUGUGGCAGUGAAAAUAACUCCCUGUACCUGUACUACAAAGGACUUUCUAAGACACUGUUAACAUUUAAGUUUGACACGGUGAAGAGCGUCCUGGACAAGGACAAGAAGGAGGACGACACCAACGAGUUUGUCAGCGCUGUCUGCUGGAGAGCCCUGCCUGACGGAGAGUCAAAUGUUCUGAUUGCUGCAAACAGUCAAGGAACGAUCAAGGUGCUUGAGCUUGUCUGAAGUCCUCCCAUAUCUCCGGCGUGCAACAGAAGCCCCAUCAGCUUCUCUGUUUGGUAGAGGAUCAGCGUGAUGCAGGGAGAGCUCAGGCUGCCUGCUGAACUGGGAUACCUGACGACAGCGGGAGAGCUGAAAUAAACUGUCUUAUUUUAAUGAGCUAUAAUUUUUGGCACAGCUGUACAGACUUUUGAGCAGUGCAUUCGUAUAGCAGGAGAAGAUGUGCUGUCAUUGGACAGCAAAAACCCAGAGGACCGAGCUUGGGCACAAACAGAACAAGAGACUUUUUUUUUUUUUUACAAAGCAGUUUGUUUCAUUUCAUUCAAGUUAUAUCAGCAACAUUAGAUCACCUCUUUAUGAUUUUAGGUCAAAUAAAAGUGUACCUUUUUAAUUAUGCUCGCAAAGGUACAUCCAGCCAAACGCUAGCUGUGUGAUGCAUUUUCCCUUUUAAAGGCCAAAGCACAAAAGAGAAUGACAUGCAAAACUAAUGUCUUCUAAUGAAGCUUUUAACCCACCUCAUUGUUUGUCAGCCAUCCAUUUUCCUUCUUUAUGUGUAAUUUUUGUAUUUUCAGAGUGGGAGGAGCCAGUUUUAAUAAAUAUGACUUGAAUUUCAUUCUUACCAUCAGCUCAUUCUCUGGUUUGUGAGUAUAGUAUGUGGCGUAGUGUGCAAGACUCAUGAAAGACCAAUGGAUUCUGGGAAAUGUUUAGGAACUCCAUAUAUUUCUGUUACUGUCUGAACAAAAUGAGAUUUAACAUGUUUAUCACAGCCAUUCUUGUUUAAUUUAAGACAUUGAUCUGUGAUGCUGCAUUGAACUGGAUUAUUUCUCCACAUGUGAGACAUUUUUUCUUCUUGAAAACCUCAAUAAAUCUGACUUAUUUCUCUUAUAGUAGCAAUUACUCUUCACAUACUGUAGGUUAAACCAUCUGAGCUGAGCUAACAUCGAGUAAACUGCUGUCAGUUUCUGUGGAGUAGUGAUCCAUGUUCACAUUGAUAUCCAGAGGAUUUGGUAAACUUCGCCGAGAAAAACCUAUUUUAUGAUAACUGAGUGAGAGAGAGCUGUUUUGUAUUUGUAAGACUCAAUAAAUUAUUUCCAAACA